CACUUACAAAAGUUGUGUCGGCAACUACGUGUCCUCGUCUCAGUCCACCAACCCACACCCGCAAAGCGGAACCAAAAAAAAGAAAAGAGGAAGGUUAGAGCGGCACUUGGUCAGGGUGUUCGGGUGUUCUCCGUGAUGUAUUCCGCCGUUGGUCUUUCGAAAAGCGGAUCGAUGCGAGAGCCACACAUGCGCACUCGGGAAGUUUGUUCAAACAGGAAGAGGCGGCGUACGGCCCCGAACUCGUACAUAAAAUGGAAGGACCGUGUCUCGAUCCCCCUUCCCAGAACCAUACAUCGUUCGCAUACCCUUCAACCGCUGUGUAAAGCUCUAUAAGCCAGUAGCCAAGAACGCCGCAACAAUGCACGAGAUGAUUGCAGUGCAACGCAACGAGGAGCAUGCUCCAAACAAACCUGAACGGCAAGAAAGCCUCGGAUCCAGCGGCGGAUCCAGCGGCACCCAUAAAAUCGACAUCGAUGACUCUAUCGGGGAGAGCACUGAGGAUGUUGCGACGAACCGUUUCCCUUCGGGAUCCUUGUCUUGGAACAAUCUUAGGUACUCCCUGAAAGUAGGCAAGGAUCAGGAACGAGUGCUUCUUGAUGGAGUGUCCGGCGAGGUCAAAACCGGCGAACUGGUCGCAAUCAUGGGGUCGUCCGGAGCUGGUAAGACCACUCUACUCAACUGCCUAUCAGGCCGCAUUUCCACCGGAAAGCUCAACGGUGAUGUCGCUCUCAACGGCCGCCCGCGCAACCCAAAGCAAUGGAAGAAGCUGAUGGCAUUCGUCGAGCAAGACGAUCACCUUUACUCUAACCUCACCGUCCGCGAAACGCUUCAGUUCGCCGCUCGGUUACGACUCAGUCCGCAGGAAUACCCAACGAUGGCGGAGAGAGAUGCCGAAGCUGAGAAGGUCCUCAAGUCGCUACGGUUGACCAAGGCGGCGGAUACGCAUAUUGGUGAUGGGUUGACCAGGGGUGUCUCUGGUGGGGAGCGCAAACGAACGGCAAUCGGGCAGGAGAUCGUUGGAAAUCCCCGUGUACUGUUCCUCGACGAACCCACAUCGGGACUCGACUCAAAUUCCGCCUUCGCCAUCCUCGAGAACGUGAAGAAGGAGGCGAUGCGCACUAACCGCAUCGUCCUCCUGACGAUCCAUCAGCCCAGUUAUGAGAUCAUGGAGCUGUUCUCAACCGUCAUCUUCCUCGCCGAGGGCACCGUCGCGUACAUGGGCUCACCGGAGAAAGCCCUCCUUCACUUCGAGGAGGUCGCGGGCUACAAGUGCCCUAUCCGCAAGAAUCCCGCUGAUUUCUUCAUGGACUGCUUGACUGUGAGACUCGAUUACCAAAAAGAAGACUCGGAGCGCGUAAAGAGGUUCAAGGCCUUCAGCGACACCAAGAGGUCGAUCGAUGUUGGGAAGAGAGACGACGUGGCAGUGCACUACAGCAUCGACGCGCCCCAAAUCGGUCUCCCCGUCAAACCCAAACAGACGGUCGUCGAAGACCUCAACGCGCCCAACUCAUGGUUCACCCAGUUCUCCAUCCUGCUCAAACGCGCCACCAUCGAUCGACGCCGCGACAAGACCCAGCUGAUCGCCGAAAUCGUCCGCACUGUCCUCAUCACCGUCCUGAUGGGCUUCUCCAGUCUGCAGCUCGCGAACGAUCAGCGAGGCCUGCAGAACCGAAUCGGUGUUCUGUUCGUGUACCCCGUCAACGCCAUGUUCUCCAUCAUGCAGCCCAUCCUCGGGACGUUCCCGCUCGAACGCAUCAUCCUCCGCCGAGAACGUGCGGCCGGAUCGUACCAGGUCUCGGCGUUCUACCUCGCCAAGUUGUUGAUUAUCCUCCUUCCCACCUUCUUCUUUACGGUGCUUGGUACCGCACCGUUGUACUGGAUCAUCGGUCUGCAGAGCGACGUCGGCAAGUUCUUUACGUGGAUCGGUGUCAACCUCCUCGUCGUCACUUGCGCCGUCUCGAUAGGGCUGCUUACCAGUGCUGCCGCGCCGACCGUAACCGCCGCUCAAGCCUUUGGCCCGCUCGUCGGGGUCGUCUUCAUGUUGUUCGGUGGACAAGCAUUCAACGUCGGUACCCUCGGCUGGUGGUUCAGAUGGUUGCACUACGUCUCGCCCGUUGCUUACGCCUACCGCGCGUUCGCAAUCACCGAGUUCACCGGCCUCGCCCUCACUUGCAAUCCCGGCGAAAUCUGUAUCAACGACGGCGAGGAGGUCCUUCGCACGUACGAUCUCGGCACCAUCAGCGUUGCUCUCUGCGCCGUCAUCCUCGCAUCCCUUGCGACGUCGUGGAUUCUUGGCGGAUAUGUCCUUCUGAGGAGGACGAGCAAACCGGCCAGAGUAGUCAUUUGAUGUUGAGACCCCGGUCUCAUCGAAGUUAUCAUUAAGUUUUGGACGUACUUCCUUUUGACUCUUUCUUUACCGUGACAAUUUUGCGUAGUCUCUUCUGAGAUCGCUAUCAUUGUAAAUAUGCAUUAUUUCCCCCUCAUAGAGCUUUUAUAUGUACUCUUUUCUAAUACAUGAACGUUACAACCGAUA
Fimicolochytrium jonesii is the source of this 2533-nucleotide messenger RNA. Its product is annotated as P-loop containing nucleoside triphosphate hydrolase protein. The transcript is spliced from 5 exons. Gene Ontology annotation, molecular function: ATP hydrolysis activity; ATP binding; ABC-type transporter activity. Gene Ontology annotation, cellular component: membrane. The record is from RefSeq and is a predicted model, not a curated record. NCBI's taxonomy places the organism in Eukaryota, Fungi, Chytridiomycota, Chytridiomycetes, Spizellomycetales, Powellomycetaceae. The coding region runs from base 359 to 2347 and encodes 662 amino acids.